Molecule: messenger RNA, 1026 nt
Organism: Morone saxatilis (striped sea-bass)
Lineage: Eukaryota; Metazoa; Chordata; Actinopteri; Moronidae
Product: laminin subunit beta-3-like
Exons: 8
Coding region: 28-1026 (332 amino acids)
Biological process (GO): cell migration; substrate adhesion-dependent cell spreading; basement membrane assembly
Cellular component (GO): laminin trimer
Molecular function (GO): extracellular matrix structural constituent
Source: RefSeq, a predicted model, not a curated record
CAGACCUUUUUAUAAGAAGAGCACAACAUGAGAAUACUUCUACUUGUAGCUGCCAUAGCUGCAGUAGCACAGGCCCAGACAGACUGCUCUCGGGGGGCUUGUUACCCACCCAGCAAUGACCUACUCCUGGGCAGGGCCCACCAGCUCCACGCCUCCUCCACCUGCGGCCUCACAGGCUCUGAGGUCUACUGCACCCCGUACCAACAGAGGAGGAUGAAGUGUUGUCCAUGUGACUCCAGGAACCCAAACAGUCAGCUGGCCCACACUGUCCAGGAUGUCCUGUCCACUUCUGAACCAGAUAGAUGGUGGCAAUCCAGGAAAGAACUGAAUCCAGUCAGUCUCCAGCUGGACCUCAACAGCCUGUUCCAGCUUGACAACCUGGUGCUGAGCUUCAAGGGUCCUCGUCCCAGUGCCUUUGUUAUAGAGAGGACGCUGGACCAUGGCAGGACGUGGCAGCCCGCUCUCCACCUGGCUACCAACUGUGCAACAGCAUUUCCUGGCAUCCCAACAGCAACUCCUCUCACCAUGGACCAAAAAUACUGCUACACACUGCCCCCUACUGGAGCAAACCCAUACCAAGAUCACACAAUCCAGUUCAGUCCUUUGCGUCAGUAUACUUAUGUCCAGGCUCCAAACAGCCAAAAAAUUGAAGAUGUGUCCGGGUUGACGGGGCUGAGGGUGAGGCUGACAGAGCUCGGCGAUGUGCCACAUCUCCCAGGCAGAGCUCUCAGUAGAUUUUAUGCCCUCAAGGAGAUGAGGGUGAUGGGUAGCUGCAUGUGCCACGGACACGCCAACCGAUGCCUGCCAGAGACCUACAGCAAGGUGAAUCCUCAGUGUGAAUGCCAGCAUAACACAGCAGGUGUGAACUGUGAGCGCUGUGCUGAUCUCUACAAUGAUCUGCCCUGGAGACCUGCAGAGGAAGGCAACACUCACACCUGCCAACGUAAGACUUCACCCACACCUGUCACACAUCUAGAAAAACAUAGAGGAAGCUUCUGUAACAAGGCUCAGACACCUUUGAGUUAA